Messenger RNA from Archocentrus centrarchus (flier cichlid), 1279 nucleotides. RefSeq names its product tetraspanin-9. Gene Ontology annotation, cellular component: plasma membrane. The record is from RefSeq and is a predicted model, not a curated record. Lineage: Eukaryota; Metazoa; Chordata; Actinopteri; Cichliformes; Cichlidae. The coding region runs from base 285 to 1004 and encodes 239 amino acids. The transcript has 9 exons.
CCGCCUUCUCCCCAAACAUCCUCCUCCUCCUCCUCCAGCCAUAGAGGAAACUUCCGAGCGGACUUCGUAGCUUCCAACUGCAGGAUUUGUGUGUUAAAAGCCGCCGAUGCGGUGAGGCAGAGCAGCAUGCGGACCUCCAGUCGUUAGCGGGGAGAUGAGCGCCAGUUCAUAGUCAGCGGCGCCCUGUUGCAGUGUUAAUACUCAUGUACAUUUGUGUGUCGCAGGGACACCAUUAGAGCUCUUGCGUUCUUCCUGCUUGUUCAAGUGUGCCUGUUGGUUUAGUCAUGGCUCGCGGCUGCAUCUGCUGCGUGAAGUACAUGCUCUUCCUCUUCAACCUCCUCUUCUGGCUGGGAGGCUGUGGACUGCUGGGUGUCGGCGUGUGGCUGUCGGUUUCUCAGGGCAGCUUCGCCACCCUGUCUCCCUCCUUCCCCUCGCUCUCUGCCGCCAAUCUCAUCAUCACCCUCGGCACUGUGGUCAUGGUGACGGGGUUCCUGGGCUGCUUGGGUGCCAUCAAGGAGAAUAAGUGCCUCCUGCUGAGUUUCUUCAUCGUUCUGCUGAUCAUCCUGUUGGCCGAACUUAUCCUCCUCAUCCUGUUCUUCGUCUACACCGACAAGGUGAGUGAAAAUGCCAGACGGGACCUGAAAGAAGGGCUGGUGCUGUACAACACGGACAACAACGCAGGCCUGAGGGAUGCAUGGAGCACCAUACAGGGAGAGUGGAAGUGUUGUGGUGUGAUGAACCACCGCGACUGGUACUCCGCGCUACAUGAAAACGUGGUUCCUGACCGCUGCUGCCAGCAGGUUUACCCGGACUGUGGACGCAACGCCUCCAAUGCCUUCUGGACACGGGGCUGCUAUGAGAAGGUCGAGGAGUGGCUGGAUCACAACAAACACCUUCUGGGGACCAUCGCUAUGUGUGUGUUGGUCAUACAGCUGCUCGGUAUGGCUUUCUCCAUGACACUUUACCAACAGAUCCACCGGGCAGGGAAGAAGUAUGAAGCCUGAGGGGAUUAACGGAGGUGUUUCAUAAUCUAAGCUUUGAGCACAUAAAAUAUAUUAUCUUUAUAGUUAAAAAAAACAGUUACUAUGUGUGCCACUACAGCCUUUGAUCUUUUUUUCAUCUCUGCACCCAGUUAUUGUUGUGAAUAGCAUUUAAAUAGCUUUUUUUAAAUAGUUAGCCUUUUUUAAUCACAAUAUAAUGUGUUUUUUUCAUGUAAAAUAACACAAGGACAAUCAGAACAGAGAGAAAAGACUGAGAAUGAUUUAUCAGGUUAAAAGCC